UGCAAAUUAAGUGCCAACAACAGAAAGUCUUACACAAAAGGAAAAAGGAAAAAGGACUGCAACAGACACAGCUUUAAUGAUGAAGAAUUAAUUGGGCAACCCAAAGUUAUCUUGACGAAUGUCCUGAGGACGAAAAUUGGAAGAAAAUACAUUGACAGCCAUGUAAUAAUUGAUGCAAAUUUAUCUGCUGCUGAUAAAUUACAAUCGGGUCAACUACCCUCAUCAUCUGUUGCCAGCCUACAGACAUGUCAAAUAUUAAAUUCUCCUCAUGAAAGUUCUUUUCUGUCUGAAAGGUCUGAACGUUGCCUGAGGAAGACAGAUGAUGAUCUCUGUGAUGAUCUCUGUAAAUUGACCAAGGCUUCUAAGGAAUCAGAAAAAAAUAGCACCCUCACUUAUAGAAGACGGGAACUGAAGAAAAAAG
Molecule: messenger RNA, 421 nt
Organism: Nestor notabilis (Kea)
Lineage: Eukaryota; Metazoa; Chordata; Aves; Psittaciformes; Psittacidae
Product: sentrin-specific protease 7-like
Exons: 3
Source: RefSeq, a predicted model, not a curated record